Molecule: messenger RNA, 1518 nt
Organism: Malaya genurostris
Lineage: Eukaryota; Metazoa; Arthropoda; Insecta; Diptera; Culicidae
Product: E3 ubiquitin-protein ligase TM129
Exons: 2
Coding region: 235-1398 (387 amino acids)
Biological process (GO): protein ubiquitination
Cellular component (GO): endoplasmic reticulum; membrane
Molecular function (GO): ubiquitin protein ligase activity
Source: RefSeq, a predicted model, not a curated record
UAGUAAAUACGACGAUGUCAGGGUAAUGUGUUGUCCUCCGGUACAUACAAGAUUCGGAUUAAAAACAAAACACAGAUGAAAAUUAGUCUAUUCAUAGUAUUGUGACAUAGUACAGUAGUCCAUAAAAGUCCAAAAUAUGCUAGAUGAUAAGGAAAAAACAAACACUGCAUAGUUUGAAUAAUUGCGGCUCUAGUAUUGCUAGUAUUCUAGUAACUAUCAGAAAAAAAAAACAAAAUGUCUCAGGAAAGUGUCAUCGUAUUCACAAUUUUUUACGCCCUGUUAUGCUUCUGCAUCGUUUAUCCCUCGACGGAGUUUGAAUCAGCUGGAUUAACAGUUGAUCACAUCUUCUCAUCAAGGCUUGGUUCGGAGUCAAUAUCCUUUGUUCAAUAUCACAUACGUCGCACGAGUUUAAAUUUGAUGGUGCACUCGUUACUUCCGCUUAUGUAUAUUAGAGUAUACUUCAUGCAGUUUGCAAGUGAAGCGAAUCCUGAUUCGUACUCUACAGUGAUGGUCACUUGGAAAAUUUUGAUUGCUGCUGUUGUGUUGCUUCCUACUUUAGUAGCUACUGCGAUUUACUACUGGUCUCGGAAUAAUUGGCAAAAUCAUCCCGUAGCGAAGCAUUUGACAAAGUUUGCUACAUCGAGAACACGUUUCGUGGACUGGCAAGCGGUUGCUACCAGCAUAAAUGAUGAAUACCGAAGAGAUGAUAAAGUGGUCAUCCGUAUGAAUCCAAUUUCGCGAAUCGUAGCAACCGAGAGUUGGGUCAUCAAAACCGGACCAUAUUGGAUUAAUGUUGCUCAUCAAGAUGACACCACAAUGAUUGCUUAUAAGAGUGAUACCCACGAAGUAAGUCAGGAGGCGUUCGAAACCGUUCAAUUUGUCAACAUUGCUGUAAGACCCAUACGAGAAGAAAUAAAAGAAUUUUCCAUACGGAUAAACGCACUUGACUUCAAGGAAUUGCAGGAUCGCCUUAGUCACCCAAUAACCAUUCUUUCAAGUGUUAAAUUUCAUCGUUCCGUACUAGACCGCUUUGUGGAUGUGUUUAUGGAUCAAGUCUCGCAGAACCCAAUUUAUCGAUUGGAUUCCGACGUUGUCAUGGAAAAUUUGGAUAGUUGCUUCGCCUGUAUGCAAACCCAGCCGAAUAUAAAGAUAGAGAAACACUGUUUAGACGUAGAUGGAAACGGAGAGCCUCUACCGCAAGCUCGGUGUUGCCAAGUGUGCAAUUGUCGGCCUAUGUGGUGUAUUGAAUGUGUAGCUAAAUGGUUCGCUUCGAGACAAAACCAAUCCGAACGUGAUUCUUGGUUGCAACAAAAGUGCACCUGUCCGAUGUGUCGCGCUCGUUUUUGUAUAUUAGAUGUAUGUUACAUAGAAGGAAUGCGACGAGGAGUUAACUCAUAACAGAGAAAAAAAUGCGACAAACCAUGUUAUGUGCAACGUUUUUAGCUUCAGUUGUUUAAUAAUUUACAUUUUGAUACGUUGUAUGCAUAUUCGUAAGAAUAAUCAAAAAUUUCUUUUCUU